AUGACUGUAUUUGUACUGGAGUCAUGGUCUAGGCGGGCAGCCUAUGGCACUGCAAUUCAUCCACCUCGUUCAGAUAAACUAGAGGAGUAUGAUUUUGGGCCAGAAGAUCUUCGGAGCUUAAUUGAAGCUGUUGAUGGAUUCUCUCUUAUGACUUGUGACUUCUCAGGGCCUCAAAAUCCCUGUCCAAAUGCACCUUCGAAUUGGAUUCGCUACACCUUGCAGCUUCUCCAUGACGGCACUGCCAGUGAUCGUAAGAAGCUCGACAAAAAGAUUUUUGUCGGCAUCAUCUUUUGUGGGAAUGAUUUCAUUGUUUCUGGAGGUGGUGGACCUAUCCUUGGAACGGAUUAG
Fraxinus pennsylvanica is the source of this 348-nucleotide messenger RNA. The record is from the annotation of a GenBank genome assembly. Lineage: Eukaryota; Viridiplantae; Streptophyta; Magnoliopsida; Lamiales; Oleaceae.